AAAAGGAAGAAAGGCUAGCAGAGCCAGCCUCUCCCCUGCUUCGAUCGAGCGGCGAAAAGAGAAGGCAGGCACUGGCAGUCGCUUGCAAAAUCAAAGCCUUUUUUAACAUUUAAACUCUUUGGCUUCUUCUAGGACAUUUGUGCAAGUCUUUUGGCUCCAAAGAUUCCGUUUUUCAUUGUAUUCAGUUAUUCCAUUAAUUGCAGCAUUCCCUCUCAUCCUGUCAAUGGAAGCUCAGCGUCUGAUUUCUGGGUUUUGCUCAACCCCACCGAUUCAAAAUACCAAAACCCAAGUCUUUGUAAAAUUUCCCCUUUCCUCUUCUUCUUCUUCUUCUGCUUCUUUUGCUCAAUCCCAAAAAUGGGUCUCCUUCAAAGCUUGCCCUUCUAUUUCACAAAGUGCAUUGUCUGGGAAGGUAUUUCAGUGUAGGAACAGUGGAGAGAGAAUUGAGUUCCUUGCUUCUGAUAAAGAAGAUUUGAGAAGUGGGAUUAGACGGAAAAAGCUUGCGGUUUUCGUUUCCGGUGGAGGCUCCAACUUCCGGUCCAUUCAUGAAGCAUGUCUUCGGGGUUCAAUUCAUGGAGACAUUGUUGUUGUUGUCACAAGUAAACAAGGUUGCGGAGGUGCUGACUAUGCAAGAGAUAAGGGCCUCCCAGUUAUAUUGUUCCCCAAAACAAAACUUGAGGCUGAUGGAAUAUCUCCAGCUGACCUUGUUGCUACCCUUAGGAGUUUUGAGGUUGACUUUGUUCUCCUGGCUGGUUACCUAAAACUUAUACCAGCAGAGUUGAUACAAGCUUAUCCCAGAUCCAUACUGAACAUCCAUCCCUCACUUCUUCCAGCAUUUGGAGGCAAAGGUAAUUAUGGGAUGAAGGUCCACAAAGCGGUCAUUGCUACUGGAGCAAGAUACACAGGCCCUACAAUACAUUUUGUUGAUGAGCACUACGACACGGGACGUAUCCUUGCUCAAAGAGUUGUCCCUGUGCUUGCCAAGGACACUGCGGAGGAGCUGGCAGCAAGGGUUCUUCGGGAGGAGCAUCGCAUAUAUGUGGAAGUGAUAACAGCAUUAUGUGAAGAUCGGGUCAUUUGGAGGGAGGAUGGUGUUCCUAUAAUCCGGAGCAAAGAAAAUCCCAAUGAAUACAGCUAGCAGAACCGUAGGAUUUAAUUUUUGAAGGGCUUUGUCCAGAUGAUGUAAACGUCCUAUUACUUGGAUGCAUGCAGAUAUAAACACAAAAAAGAAGGGAAAGGGCCGGGGGCUAAGAAAGAGCUCCAAACUUAGACUAACAUGAUUUCUGUUCGUCAUGUAUGAGUAAAUUAGUCAGCGCUUGAUUUCCUGUUAAACUACAGGCUAUCUUUUUUGUAGAAUGGCGCGGCGAGUGUGUAUGCGUAUAUUUAUGUUUUCUCUCAGUUUGCUGCAUCAUCUGUACGAGUGUAACAUUCUUUACA
Messenger RNA from Prunus avium (sweet cherry), 1434 nucleotides. RefSeq names its product Formyl transferase. Gene Ontology annotation, cellular component: chloroplast; cytoplasm. Gene Ontology annotation, biological process: 'de novo' IMP biosynthetic process. The record is from RefSeq and is a predicted model, not a curated record. Gene Ontology annotation, molecular function: phosphoribosylglycinamide formyltransferase activity. Lineage: Eukaryota; Viridiplantae; Streptophyta; Magnoliopsida; Rosales; Rosaceae.